Messenger RNA from Balaenoptera ricei (Rice's whale), 2483 nucleotides. It is a transcript of the gene GBGT1, whose product is annotated as globoside alpha-1,3-N-acetylgalactosaminyltransferase 1 (FORS blood group). The record is from RefSeq and is a predicted model, not a curated record. Gene Ontology annotation, molecular function: globoside alpha-N-acetylgalactosaminyltransferase activity. NCBI's taxonomy places the organism in Eukaryota, Metazoa, Chordata, Mammalia, Artiodactyla, Balaenopteridae. Gene Ontology annotation, cellular component: membrane; vesicle; Golgi apparatus. Bases 794 to 1837 code for a protein of 347 amino acids. The transcript has 8 exons. Gene Ontology annotation, biological process: carbohydrate metabolic process.
UCCCCUCCCCCGAGCCCCGCCCGGCCCCGACCCCGGCGGGCCCUGAGUCAGGCCCCACCCAGCGCGCUACUAAAGGCGCCCGACAGGCCCUGGGUUUCGCCGGACUGCAGGCGAACCGAGACCCUGUUUUCAGGGCCGGGCUGCGCCCCUCCCUCCGUCCUUUCUAACGCUGGUCCGGCCGCAAGGGGCUGAGUCUGCAGCCCGCAGGGACAGUCGCGCUCCCCCGCCGCUCCCUGUCCCCGCCCCGCGCCCGGCCGGAGGAGCAGCGCCGCGAGCCCGGAGCCUGUAGUGGCCGGCCGAAGUCGUGGUGCGCGUCUCGGCCCCAAGCUCCUGGGUGCAGAUCCCCGGCUGGGGCGGCCGAAGCUCGGGCGUGGUUCUGCGUCGGCGGAGCGGCCCCGGCGGCCUGGGCCCCACCGGAGGAAGAAACCAGCGGAGCCGACGGUCGACGCGGAGCUUUGGAGGACGCCGCGCCCCAAGCCCGGCUGGGGAAACGGAGAGCUGUCAGGCGUCCCGCGCUCGCAGUGACCCGGGCCGGACCCAGCGCUUUAGAGCCCUUCCCGCACAUCAGGGGCGGUGCGGAUUGCGUCUUGCCACCGCACCAAGCCCCCUGUAGCUGAGGAGGACGCCGAGGCUGUGGUGGAGCGGGCAGGAGAGCGCCUUGCCCAAGGUUACCGCCGAGCGGGUGUUUCCUGGACCCCGGAGACACAGGCUCCGAGCCUGACACCCCUGAGAGAGGUGGGCUGGCACACCCAGACUCCGCAGGUACCCAGGCUCAGAUGCUACCCACCCAGCGAUGCACUGCCCCAGAAUAGCCCUGGGCCUGGGGUUCUGCCUGCUGGUGGGCAUAGCCCUCUGUUCUCUGUGGGUGUAUGUCGAGAACUGGCUGUCGGUCUCCUAUGUCCCUUAUUAUCUCCCCUGCCCAGAGAUCUUCAACAUGAAGCUGCAAUACAAGGGGGAAAAGCCAUUCCAGCCCGUGACACCGUCACAGUACCCUCAGCCCAAGCUACUGGAGCAAAAGCCCACAGAGCUCCUGACCCUCACACCCUGGUUGGCGCCCAUUGUCUCCGAGGGAACCUUCGACCCCGAGCUUCUGCAUCGUAUCUACCAGCCGCUGAACCUGACCGUCGGGGUCACGGUGUUUGCCGUGGGGAAGUACACCCAGUUCGUCCAGCACUUCCUGGAGUCAGCCGAGCAGUUCUUCAUGCAGGGGUUCCGGGUGCACUACUAUGUCUUCACUAACGACCCCACGGCCAUUCCUCGGGUCCGGCUGGGCUCCGGCCGCCUCGCCAGCAUCAUCCCCAUCCAGGGGCACUCCCGCUGGGAGGAAAUCUCCACACGCCGGAUGGAGACCAUCAGCCAGCAUAUUGCGGAGAGGGCGCACCGGGAGAUCGACUACCUCUUCUGCCUCGAUGUGGACAUGGUGUUCCGGAACCCGUGGGGCCCCGAGACCUUGGGGGACCUGGUAGCUGCCAUUCACCCCGGCUACUUCGCUGUCCCCCGCCAGCAGUUCCCCUACGAACGCCGGCCUCUUUCCACCGCCUUUGUGGCGGGUGGUGAGGGGGACUUCUAUUAUGGCAGGGCGGUCUUUGGGGGGCGGGUGGCCAGGGUGUACGACUUUACCAGGGGCUGCCACAUGGGCAUCCUGGCAGACAAGGCCAACGGCAUCAUGGCAGCCUGGCAGGAGGAGAGUCACCUGAACCGCCGCUUCAUCUCACAUAAGCCCUCCAAAGUGCUGUCCCCCGAGUACCUCUGGGAUGACAGGAAGCCCCAGCCCCCCAGCCUGAAGCUGAUCCGCUUUUCUACCCUGGACAAGGACACCGACUGGCUGAGAAGCUGACGGCUGAGCCGGGGCUGCCGUGGACAGGGGGGACCCCAGUGAGCGCCCAGCUCACCGGAGCCUCACUUCUCAAGCCUUAAGUGAGACCAGCCCUGUGCUGUCUACCUCUCAAUCUGCCGGCAGAAUCCAAUGGGAAAAUGGGCCUGUAAAGGCCUUUGUAAACUGUGAAGGGCGGUGUGCAUAUGAGGAGAACGCCAAGACCACACAGCCUGUGGCCCAAGAACGGCAGGACAGGAGGAGGGGAGACCAGAGGUGGAAGAAGACAGGGCCCGGCAGGCCUCACCCAGCACACGUGCCUUGCGGCGGGCUCUGGAGUCUCAGCCCCGCCCAGUACCUCAAAUUCCCCCUCUGUCCCCCUUCUGUUGCCUGUUGCCCUUAAAGUUGCACUUCUAACACUCGUGUGCAAGGCAUCCGGACCCCUUUCCUCUGGCUGCAGAGGUCCUGGGUGCUGUGAUGUCCCCCAGCCACACGGAGCCAAUUCCUCGCUCAGGACCCUGAGUGAGCCUUCGAAAUCGACCAGGUCUAGGCUCUCUCUGGUUUCAUGUCCCACCUCCCUUGAGGUGCACCACACUCCCUGGCACCAGCCGCCUCCUUUGUAAGAGGGUUUGGGCAGUUUUUAAUAAAGGUGGCAUAUGCUCGGCCCUAA